Messenger RNA from Lacerta agilis (Sand lizard), 2802 nucleotides. It is a transcript of the gene KIF3B, whose product is annotated as kinesin family member 3B. Lineage: Eukaryota; Metazoa; Chordata; Lepidosauria; Squamata; Lacertidae. The record is from RefSeq and is a predicted model, not a curated record. Gene Ontology annotation, biological process: microtubule-based movement. The coding region runs from base 1 to 2244 and encodes 747 amino acids. Gene Ontology annotation, molecular function: microtubule binding; ATP binding; microtubule motor activity. The transcript is spliced from 8 exons.
AUGUCGAAGUUAAAGUGCUCGGAGUCGGUCAGAGUGGUGGUGCGAUGCCGGCCGAUGAACAGCAAAGAGAAAGUAGCCUCCUACGAGCAAGUGGUCCAAGUGGACGUCAAGUUGGGGCAGGUGUCAGUGAAGAACCCCAAGGGGACUUCUCACGAGCUGCCAAAGACUUUCACCUUUGAUGCCGUUUACGACUGGAAUUCCAAGCAGUUCGAGCUCUACGAUGAGACCUUCCGGCCCCUGGUGGACUCGGUGUUGCAGGGGUUCAACGGGACCAUCUUUGCCUACGGGCAAACCGGCACGGGGAAGACGUACACGAUGGAGGGUGUGCGUGGCGACCCCGAGAAAAGGGGCGUCAUCCCCAAUUCCUUUGACCACAUCUUCACGCACAUCUCCCGGUCUCAGAAUCAGCAGUACCUGGUGAGGGCUUCUUACCUGGAGAUCUACCAGGAGGAAAUCCGGGACUUGUUGUCAAAGGAUCAGUCCAAGAGGCUGGAGCUGAAGGAGCGGCCGGACACGGGAGUGUACGUGAAGGACUUGUCGUCCUUCGUCACAAAGAGCGUCAAGGAAAUAGAGCACGUCAUGAACGUGGGGAACCAGAACCGCUCGGUCGGGGCCACCAACAUGAACGAGCACAGCUCCCGUUCGCACGCCAUCUUUGUGAUCACGAUCGAGUGCAGCGAAGUGGGGCUCGACGGGGAGAACCACAUACGCGUCGGGAAGCUCAACCUCGUGGACCUUGCUGGCAGCGAGCGCCAGUCUAAGACCGGAGCCCAGGGGGAGAGGUUGAAAGAAGCGACAAAGAUCAACCUCUCUCUCUCUGCCUUGGGCAAUGUCAUAUCUGCCCUGGUGGACGGCAAAAGCACUCACAUUCCCUACCGGGAUUCCAAGCUCACCAGGCUGCUCCAGGAUUCGUUAGGUGGCAACGCCAAGACGGUGAUGGUGGCCAACAUCGGCCCCGCCUCGUACAACGUCGACGAGACCCUGACGACGCUGCGGUACGCCAACCGUGCCAAGAACAUCAAGAACAAGCCGAGAGUGAACGAAGACCCCAAGGAUGCGCUGCUGCGGGAAUUCCAGGAGGAGAUCGCGAGGCUCAAGGCGCAGCUGGAAAAGCGGUCCGUUGUCAAGAGGAAGAAGAAAGACAGGAGGAGAGACGGAAGCUUCAGCGCCGGUGGAGAGGACGAGGAUGAGGAGGAAGAUGGUGAAGAAGGGGAGGAGGAAGGAGGAGGUAACAAAGGUGACUAUUGGAAAGAGCAGCAGGAGAAGCUGGAGAUAGAGAAGAGGGCUAUCCUAGAGGACCACAGUUUGGUGGCCGAGGACAAGAUGAGGCUGCUGAAGGAGAAGGAGAAGAAGAUGGAAGACCUGAAGCGAGAGAAGGAGGCAGCUGAAAGGCUGGGUGCCAAAAUCAAGGCAAUGGAAAGCAAGCUCCUUGUCGGAGGGAAAAAUAUUGUGGAUCACACAAACGAGCAGCAAAAAAUCCUGGAGCAGAAGCGGCAGGAGAUUGCUGAGCAGAAACGACGGGAGCGAGAAAUCCAACAGCAGAUGGAGAGUCGGGACGAGGAGACCUUGGAGCUGAAGGAGACCUACAGUUCCCUACAGCAGGAAGUGGACAUCAAGACUAAAAAACUGAAAAAGCUCUUUUCCAAGCUGCAAGCCGUGAAGGCUGAGAUCCACGAUCUUCAAGAGGAGCACAUCAAAGAGCGUCAGGAGCUGGAGCAAACCCAGAAUGAGCUCACACGGGAGCUGAAGCUCAAGCACCUGAUUAUUGAGAACUUUAUUCCCAUGGAAGAGAAAAACAAGAUCAUGAACAGGUCGUUCUUCGAUGAGGAGGAGGACCAGUGGAAACUGCACCCCAUCACCCGCUUGGAGAAUCAACAGAUGAUGAAGAGGCCCGUGUCAGCUGUGGGAUACAAGAGGCCCCUGAGCCAGCAUGCUAAGAUGUCCAUGAUGGUUCGCCCAGAAGCCCGGUACAGGGCAGAAAACAUUGUAUUGCUGGAACUGGAUAUGCCUAGCCGGACGACCCGGGACUAUGAGGGCCCAGCCAUUGCCCCCAAAGUACAAGCAGCUCUCGAGGCUGCUUUGCAAGAAGAAGAUGAGAUACAAGUGGACGCUUCCACUUUCGAGAGUACAUCCAACAAGAAGUCAAAAUCCAGGCCUAAAACGGGAAGGAAAUCGGGUGGCUCUUCCUCCAGUCCAUCUGGGUCUCAGCUCUACCCUCAGUCUCGUGGGCUGGUCCCCAAGUAAAACCAGUUCCCUGUUAAGGUGUGGCUGUGCAGCUUUGCCUUCCGAGAGCCGAGGCAAGUGAAGGACCUUCGGAGGGGACUCGUGUGGCCAGGCUCCAAAGUGAUUCCCUUCGAGACGAAGCGAUGGCCCCCUCUGCAGCUGAACUAUUGUUGUUUUUUGUCCAGCCAGGCAUGUUCCAGGUGGACUUCCGUCCUCCACGAUGGAAUUCCAUGUCCCUCUGGCAUUUGGUCUCCAAGGGGAAAGAGACUUUAGUUAGGAAAUCAGAAAUGCAUGAGAAUACAUUAGUGUUAGAUGCAACAAGAAGCAUGGGGGGUGGGGGUGUCACCUUGCCAUCUGCUCCUCCUCCUCCUCCUCCUCUUACAGUCUUCUUGCCGCACUUGGUUUGCUUGCCCUUGGGAUGGAGCCCAAAGCCAUCUCAGCAGAACCAGCACUCUGGGACUUGAUGGUGCUUAAUAAUCUAGUGAGGCUGAGAAGUGACCACCCGUGGCCGAAGAUCCGUUUCCUUUCUUUCCAUCGAAAGGCUGGCACCACUGGAAGGGUUUUUGUUUGGGGGGCGGG